Molecule: messenger RNA, 2605 nt
Organism: Gadus morhua (Atlantic cod)
Lineage: Eukaryota; Metazoa; Chordata; Actinopteri; Gadiformes; Gadidae
Gene: spdl1
Product: spindle apparatus coiled-coil protein 1
Exons: 14
Coding region: 127-1896 (589 amino acids)
Biological process (GO): mitotic metaphase chromosome alignment; establishment of mitotic spindle orientation; protein localization to kinetochore
Cellular component (GO): outer kinetochore; spindle pole
Molecular function (GO): kinetochore binding
Source: RefSeq, a predicted model, not a curated record
GUGGGAGAUUCUUAGAUUCAAACUUUGUGAAGCGCAAACCUGAGGGUAGGACGAAGUUUCAAAUGUAUUUUGUUGAUCUGCUUUAAAAACUGCCGAAUUUGAGUGUAACCAAGAGAACGACUCGAGAUGUCCGGAGCACUGGAGUCCGCGGAGGAGGUGAUUCAGAGGUUGAGGAGCCGGCUGAAGGAGAGCGAGGAACAGGUCCAGCAGGCGGCUCACGCGGGCCUGGACCUUCUGAACCAGCAGGUGGAGCUGCAGACCCAACUGGAAGAGCAGAGGGUGGAGAUGACCAACACUAUAGAGAUACUGGAGCAAGACAAGUUUUCUUUUAAGAGGGAGGUAGAGCUGAGGGUUCGAAUGCUCGAAUCGCUCAAGUCUGAAUACGACUCUUCAAACGACCAGCACACCCAACACCUUCACCAUCAAGAAGAACGUUUAACACAGGCUCAUAACACGGAGGUCCACGUUCUGAAAAAUCAGAUCAUAAACCUGCAGGCUGAUCUAGGAGAAGCUCAGUUAAAAGAGAAACAACUGAAACAUAAACUGGAGGUCAUGACGGAAACCCUCAACCUCAAGCUGGACGAGCUACGGUCCCUGAACGAGCAGAAAAUGGACACCAUCUCCUCUGAGCUCACGGAGAUGCAUCUGAGCAGACUGGAGCUGCAGAGCAUAAAGGCCGAACUGGCCUUGUCGCUACAGGAAGCCCAGUACAAAGAGCAGCAGCUGGACCUCACCAACGGGAGUCUGAAGCGUCAGCUCCUGCAGAUCAAAGAGGAGAAGGAAGAGAGGGAGAAGGAGGCUGUUUCCUGGUUCAACGCACUGGGGAAAUCCCGUCAGGUUAACCUGGAGCUGCAGGUACAGUUGGACCAGGCACAGCAGCAGGCCCAAGACCCCAACAGCAAAGGAAAUUCACUGUUCGCUGAAUUGGAGGACAAACGUGCUGAGAUGGAGAAGCGACUGAUCAGUAUGAAGAUCCAGCAUCAGUCUCUGCAGAAACAGCACGGCUUCAGCAAACAACAGCUACACCGCAUGAAGGUCCAGAUAGCCACCCUGAUGCAGCUGCAGGGCACAAGAGCUGACCCAGCCCAGCUAGAGAGACUCCAGUCCAUGCUCACUGAGAAGAAUGAGGAGAUCCAUAAUCUGGUCAUUAAACUCCAGAGACUGGAGAAAUCCGAGAUGCUGUUAAAGUCUCAGCCAUCUGUGCCUUCCCGGUCAGACGUGGAUAUCCAAGAUGAGACCUACUAUACCGACCUUCUCAAAUUGAAGCUCAACAAUUCUGUCAGAGACGCAGAACGGCUGGGAGAUGAGCUUUCCCUCCAACGGAUGAAGUCUUUGUCAGAGAGUCAAAGAGCUCUUGAAUUGGAGAGAAAAUUAUAUUCAUCAGAACAGCUGCUGAAGCAGGCUCGGAGUGACAAAAUUAAACUGCAGUUAUGUGUGGAGGAGCUGCGAUACAAAUAUGAGCCUAAUGAAUGUAAUAAAAAUAAUACCCAGAGGCGAAAGCGGGAAAAGCUUCCUGUUGGAGUUAUCAAGAAUGAGCCAAAGGAGCAUUCAAACUAUGACAAGACGGCUAAACUAGAGCCUCCUCCCACCCUCAGUGGGGAGAACCAACACGUGGCCAUUCUCCGGCAGAUAGACAUGCAGCCUACAGAAGAUCGAAAGUCAGAGGCCCCCCCAGCCAAGUGUGAAAGGAUCUGUGACAUGCCUCCAGUUGAGAUUCCCAACACUCCAAGUUCCCCAAUGAUGGCAGAGAAAGAGGAGAAGAAAAUCCAAAAAGAUGAGGGAGAUAUGUUUUCCAGAGAGGUUGAUAGGGACGAAGACGGAAGAAAGAAGAACUCAGUAGAAAUAAUCCAUGUUCGCUCAAAGAACUGCCCGGAAGACCAGUGUUCCCAGCAGUAGAACUGAAACCCUUUCACACUUGUGUGUUCCAAACUUUUCCAUCUGUCUUUUUCUUAUUAUGUUAUAGAAACUACUCUCCUUUCUUUUUUAUUUUCUUUUUGAAAUUUUUGAAAUUGGGUUCCUUGUGCAAUAUGUGUGUUUUUUCUUCUCUAUUAAAAUUGUAUUUUAAACCUGGCUCAGAUUAAGCCUGACCUUAUGUGACUGAUUACCUUGAUAGGAUAUGUUUCUAUCACACAAGCUUUAAUACUAUUUCUCUGUUACAUUCCUACCAAAGGGACCUUAUAGUAUUGGAGUUUAUUACUCUUUACUUUUCAGCUGAUGCUGAGAUUAACGUUGGAUAAUCUUAUAUAAACCGUUUUACAGACAUGUUGUUGGAGCCAUUUUGAUAUUUAUGUUGCAAAUUAAGUGAUUAAGAUUGAUAACACUGUUGAAAUAAUUAUAGUAUUUAAGUUAAUGAAAUAUGGUUUAAUAGUAUGGUGAAUUAUGGUUUAAAAAUAACGUAAUUCUAUGUGUGAAAACGGAUUGACUGCCGCAAUCUGUCUGGCCAAUGGAGUGUGACGUCGGAUGUUCUGACUUGAUAUAUUGAUGGGUUACCUAUGACCAGGUGGGGCGGAAGUGGCAAACAAUUUUUCAACCGCGUGAAUGCGAUAGGGACAUCCAUGUUUGUAUUAUUGACUAAGAAGGAACAAAUAAAUAGAUCUAUAAUUUA